CUCCCUGAGUGCUUCUAGACACCCCAUAUUUGACAAUUUUUUGGUCCUUAUACAGAUUUUUCUUUCUGUAUGUGGGGUAGGAUGGUGUGCUGACACAGAGCUGCCUCCCUUCUGUUUUUAGAGCAGUGAAAAGCUCCUGUCCCACAUCAGCUCGCCCCCUCUGUCCUGGGCAGUUACCCAUAAGUGUCGUGCCGAGCUGUGGCUCCUGGGGUGGGUAAUGCCAGCUCCGCCAUGUGGUGCAUGGGCACUGACCCGUGCUAACAGGCUGGGUCCUUCCCCUCCUACCUGGACAGGCAGACCCAGCCCCCACCCUGCCCCAUCGGCCUCGAUGCCCCGGGGCUCUGCAGAAGUCGGGAUUUUUCCCUCCGUGCCCUGCCCCUGUUCUGAGACCCAAUGGUAGUUGCAGUUGAUCAAGCUGGUUUGUUGGGAUGUGGUUUCCAGCUCACAUUCCUACUCCCUACAGCUUUGUCGAGCUGUUCCUGCUGCUCGUGUGCACGCGGGACCGGCAGCUGCCCUCUCUGUAGGGCUGCGGGCACAGCAGGCAGAUGCUGGGCUGGCGGCCAGCGCCGAGCUUAGGGCUGUGCUGCGCUUUGCAAGGGGUACGAGGGAUCCUUUGCUCACAGCAGCUACAGGAGGGUCAGCUGCAGUUUUCUAGGCCCUCCCCUACCAUUUAGGCCACAAAUCUGUUCUCACGCUCCUGCUGAAAUUGCAUUUUCUCCUUCUAUUUAAAAUUUCCCAAUUUCCUUUUAACUAGGAAACACAGAUUUAAAGUUUGUUCCAUGUGGUUUUAGGAUGAGUUUUGAGUACUUAGGUAAAAAUGGGGGAUUGCAAAAAACAGAACAGGGAAAAGGCAGAUGAAACCAGAGUGUCACUGCUAUCACUGGAAGGGGAGGUACGCAUUACAAGUUUUGUUCACAUCAGAAAAGGGAAGAAAAUGAGCGUGGUGGUGGUUGCUGGGCGUGGAUCCUCUUCCGUGGAGCUGUGGCGCUGACCUUGAUGGCAGCCCUAGGGCUCAGGCCCAAGGCGCUGCUCAGCCUUCCAGGAUGGCCAGAGGUUCAGCUCUGAAAUGGCCUUUACACAAGCUGGAAAGCCGCGUGGGGCUGAGGGGAGGGCGUUACACCGUGCGCUCCCGCCGGGAUGGGCAGCACGUGCCAAGCGCCGACCCCUCUGCCGGAGCCGUGCUGGUGCUGGCCCUCGAGCACUCUCAGCCAGCUCUUUGCCAUCUUGUCCCACAUUUAUUUGCUCUUGUGCCACUCCUGUUGCUCCGAGACUCUGUCUCAUGACUCUUCUUUGUGGAACGACCUGAACUGUGCAGCACUGCUCCAGUUCUGUGAUGUGCAAAUGUCUCGGAGCCUGGGCUCUUCCUCGUGCUUUCCAGCUCGCAGGACACAUGGUGAUGAGCACAAACACAGUGCUUGGGCUGCCAGGCACUUCGGUUAAUUAGGUUGUGCUUGCCCUGGGAAGCAAACCUGUUCUUCUGCACAGGGACAAGGGGUCCCCUCUUAUCCCUUGCAGAGGGGGAGGGUCCCAGAGGCUGGUGUCUGCCACAGUGUGGUGUUGCCUGGGUCGGACAAACAGACAGUCAUACAGCCAUAGAUCAAUGUAUGUGUCGUGCAGUCAUGCUGUCAUGCUGCCACAGAGCGGGGUGAAAAACUCCCUGGUGGCCCAUGACAUGGCAUUUGAGAUGGUGCGGGCUCCCUGGAGCCCGGAGCAGCAGAUAGAGCGGCCACGACUCACCAAGAAAGUCCUGGACACAGAGGACCAGGCUGCCUUCCGGCUCCAGUCAAAGAUGCCCAGAUACAUCUACUUUGCAGCCAACAGCAAAAACAAGUGGGGCCACCAGCGUGGUUACAGGAUCCAGGUCACCAGUUUUGCGGGGGAUCAUGUCCCCGAAGCCAGCUCCAUGGAGAGGGCCAUCAGCUGGGCAAGGUACCAGCUGGCCGUCACCAGGCGGAAGGAGGAGGAGCCCACCAGCACCAGCAUCUACAACCAGAACGACCCCUGGACGCCCACCGUCGCCUUCGCCAACUUCAUCAACAACGAAACUAUCACCAACGAGGACCUGGUUGCCUGGAUAACCGCUGGUUUCCUUCACAUCCCGCACUCUGAGGAUAUUCCCAACACUGUGACGGUGGGAAACUCGGUCGGCUUUCUUCUGAGACCCUACAACUACUAUGACCUGGACCCCUCCAUAUACUCGCACGAUGGCGUGUUUUUCACCAGUGAGCAGGACUUCACAGCGUGUGAAAUCAACCCCAUUGCAUGCCUGCCCAAAACCGCCUCUUGUUUGCCAAACUUCCCCCCCUUCACCUACGAUGGUUUCCAAAACAGGAGCAGGCUUUAACACACUACAGGACGGUGUCAGGAGACGCAGUCAGAGACACCAGGUUGACUGUUCUCUCUCAGAUUUUCAGUUUUUUAGUGAAGUUGUCUCUCUAUUUCCAGUUGUGCAAUGACUUCGCUUUUUAUCAUUGCUUUUAAUAUAGUGCUCUUUAAAAAGGAAGCAUAAUCUUCCUGGCAUGAUGCCAGACAGGAGUCUACCUUACCUCUGUUAAUUGCUGAAUUUGAGUCUGUUGCAGGAGGAAAGUGAGGAGAAAAUCCUGUUCCUCUGCUGUAGAAGCAAGUGCUGUGUAGUGCCUAUCUCAGGUUAAAAAAAAUGAAAAUUAUUCUUGUCCAGUG
Phalacrocorax carbo (great cormorant) is the source of this 2679-nucleotide messenger RNA. The record is from RefSeq and is a predicted model, not a curated record. Lineage: Eukaryota; Metazoa; Chordata; Aves; Suliformes; Phalacrocoracidae.